CGCCUCCACAGGCCAGGACAGACGUCCACGCCGGUGCCCUUGUGAGGCCGAGGACCGGCCGGGCUCCAGAGCAGGUCGCCAGGAGGACACUCAGACCAAUGGCGUUCUCUGUGGUCCUUCAUCAAGCCUUCCUCCUGGCAGUGCUGUUCCUGAGGACAUCCCGAAGUGAAGUCUUGGGGGCACCUUUACUGUUGACUCCUGAGAUACAUACGGUUUCUAUUCAGCCUAAACUUCAAGAAGUGAAUUUAGAAUGGACUGUCCCAGCCCUUACUCAUCAAGAAUUAAACAUGAUAUUUCAAAUAGAGAUCAGUAGACUGAAAACAUCCAACAUCAUCUGGGUGGAGAAUUAUACCACGACUGUGAAGCAGGAAGAAGCUGUGAGUUGGGACUGGACAUCUGAUAUCCCCUUGGAGUGUGUCACACAUUUCAUUAGAAUAAGGGCUCUGGUAGAUGACGCCAAGUCCCCUCCACAGAGUUUCUGGGGCAACUGGAGUUCCUGGAAAGAAGUUAGUGCACAAGUUUCAGUUGACCCUGAUACAUUAUUAUUACUUCCACAAGACAAACUCUUGGAAGAAGGCUCCAAUGUCACCAUCUGUUUGAUGUAUGGGAAGAAUCUAUAUAAUGUAUCCUGUAAGUUGCAAGAAGAGCCAAUCCAUGGAGAACAACUUGAUUCACACGUGUCAUUAUUAAAAUUGAAUAAUGUAGUUUUCCUUAGCAACGCAGGGACAAACAUCAAUUGUCAAGCCAUGAAUACUACUAAAAAUCCAUUUGGUACUGUUCUCUUGGUUUCAAAAGUACUUGAAGAACCCAAGAAUUUUUCCUGUGAAACCCAAGACUUUAAGACCUUGGACUGUUCAUGGGAACCUGGGAUAGAUACGAUUUUGCUUUGGUCUCAACGUUUUCAAAACUACACUUUAUGUGAAUCGUUCUCGGAGAGAUGUGAAGUUUCUAACCACAGAAACUCCUAUACCUGGCAAAUCACUGAGGACCCACAGGAAACAUAUAACUUCACUCUCACAGCUGAAAACCAACUAAGGAAAAAAAGUGUCAGCAUCAGUUUUAACCUGACCCAUAGAGUUCAUCCAAAGGCUCCCCAUGACGUCACCCUUAAAGCUGUAGGUGCUACAAAAGCCAACAUGACUUGGAAGGUUCACUCCCGUGGAAACAACUACACACUUUUGUGUCAAAUUGAACUCCAAUAUGAAGGAGAGGUGAUACACGAGCACAACGUUUCUGUCCACAUGAGCGCAAACUACCUCUUCAGUGAUCUGGAGCCAGACACAGAAUACAAGGCUUGUGUGCGCUGUGCAAGUGCCAACCACUUUUGGAAAUGGAGUGACUGGACGCAAGAAGAGUUCAGCACACCUGAGGCUGCCCCCUCACAGGCUCUUGAUGUGUGGAGACAAGUGCGAGCAGAGAAGGGAACACAUGUUGUGACCUUAUUCUGGAAGCCACUAUUAAAAUCGCAGGCCAAUGGCAAAAUCAUAGCCUAUGAUAUAGUUGUAGAAAAUGAAGCCAAACCAACGGAAUCAGAACACUACUCUGUUCUGGCACCAGCCCUUAGCACAAACCUGAGCCUCGACCUUCAUCCUUACAAGAUUCACAUCACAGCCAACAACAGUGCGGGGGCAUCUCCUGAGUCCGUGAUGGUCCUUUCUAAAGAUUCUGGACAUGAAGAGGUCCAGGAAAAAACAAUUAAAGGUAUGAAGAAUGCAUUCAAUAUUUCUUGGGAGCCUGUAUCUGGAGACACAGUAGGCUAUGUUGUGGACUGGUGUGCACAUUCUCAGGACCAACACUGUGAUUUGCAGUGGAAGAACGUAGGUCCCAAUACCACAAGCACCAUCAUCACCUCAGAUGCUUUUAAACCAGGGGUGCGCUACAACUUCAGAAUUUUUGAAAGAUCUGUGGAACAGAGUGCUCGGUUAGUAGAGAAACAAAGAGGAUACACCCAGGAACUGGCUCCUUUGGUGAAUCCAGAAGUGAAGAUUGAUAACUUGACUCCUAACUCCUUCGUUCUAAAUUGGUCAGAUUACACCAGUGACUUCCAGUCUGGUUUUAUAAAAGGGUACUACGUGUAUUUGAAAUCUAAGGAGCUGCAGUGCAACCAAAACUGGGAAAGGAUUCCUCCAGAUAAUCCAAUGAUCUGUAAAUAUGACAUCAAUGGCUCAGAGACAAAGAUACUCACCGUGGAAAAUCUUCGGCCAGAGUCCCUCUAUGAGUUUUUCGUCACUCCAUAUACCAGCGCCGGCCAGGGACCCAAUGAAACGUUCAGAAAGGUCACAACUCCAGAUGCACGCUCCCAUAUGCUGCUGCCGAUCUUAUUACCCAUGACCCUCGGUGUCUUGCUCAGCAUCGUUGUGUGUUACUGGAAAAGUCAGUGGGUGAAGGAGACGUGCUAUCCUGACAUUCCCAAUCCAUACAAGAGCAGCAUCCUGUCACUCAUAAAAUCCAAGAAGAAUCCUCACCUAAUACUGAACAUCAAAGACUGCAUUCCAGAUGUCCUUGAAGUUAUAAACAAAGCAGAAGGCAGCAAGACACAGUGUGUGGGCUCUGGGAAACUUCACACUGAAGAUGUACCCACUAAGCCUCCGUCUGUGCCAACAGAAAAGGAUUCCUCUAGCCCCGUGCCCUUCGUCUUCUUUGAGAAUUUUACUUAUGAUCAGUCAGCUUUUGAUUCCGGUUCCCAUGGCCUCAUUCCAGGACCCCUGAAAGACACAGCACACCAACUCGGACUAUUGGCUCCACCUAACAAGUUACAGAAUGUAUUAGAAAACGACUACAUGAAGUCCCUGGUUGAAAGUCCUACUGAAGAAACUAGCUUGAUUUAUGUGUCCCAGCUGGCUUCACCCAUGUGUGGAGACAAGGACAGGCUUGUCAUGAAUCCAACCAUGCCAGUGCAUGGUUCAGAGUAUAAACGGCAAAUGGCAGUUCAGAGGGAGCCUCCCAUCACCUUCUCUGAAGGAGAAUAACAGCUUGACCUCAAUGAUCCUCUUAGGCCAAGAUGAACAGUAAACACCAAGCAGCACAAAUGCGCACCAUACACUACAGGCACUUUGGGGGAUGUAGCUGGUACCAUGCCAACACCACGUGCCCUGGCCUUUGGUUCCGGGGCACUCAUUAUCUGCAGUGCUGACUUAUAAACGAUCACUAGAGACUGACAGACUGAAGACCAGAACUAUACAAUAUGUUAUUAAUUCCGAAGGUUUCCUUAGAAAUUGCAGGAUCCUGGAGCAUGCUGACCUUGUUAAUUUUUGUUCCAGGCUCACCCUUAUUGUAGUACCCCUGAGCUUUACAUAGAGUAUACCAGAGUCAUUUCACAGAGCCUACCUACUCAAAACUGCACAACUCAGCUAUGGUCCUAGGAUUUCGGUUUGCAGGUCAUGUAAACUUAACCUCACACUUAAUAUUUUAAGGGUAAAACAACUGGACCAGAUGUUUUGAUUAAUGCCCCAAGAGGUUACUUUUAUUAUGUAGAUUCAUCACUUUUAAUAGAAAGGUUACAAACUAGAUUUUGGUCAUACCUUAAAGUGAGAACUUGUAGUCACUGAUAAAGUAAAAAGAACUCUUUUCGUGUCUACACUGAAACUAACCAGUGAGAUGUGCAAAUGGACAGGAGAUUCUUCACAGGUCUCCUGACUGUUUUACUGCAGUAAAACAGGAUUGAUUGCAAAAAGCUCCAGACUUGCUGUCCAGGUGACUGAAACCUGUUCAAUGGACUCCAAUCUUCCUCUUUCGUUUUUGACUACCUCAGAACAGUAAAAAAAAAAAAAAAAAAAAAAAAGAACAUGUCAUUGAGUGACGCCUUUUAUA
Arvicanthis niloticus (Nile rat) is the source of this 3810-nucleotide messenger RNA. RefSeq names its product oncostatin M receptor (gene Osmr). Gene Ontology annotation, biological process: cytokine-mediated signaling pathway. Gene Ontology annotation, cellular component: membrane; external side of plasma membrane. The record is from RefSeq and is a predicted model, not a curated record. Lineage: Eukaryota; Metazoa; Chordata; Mammalia; Rodentia; Muridae. Gene Ontology annotation, molecular function: cytokine receptor activity; protein binding.